Messenger RNA from Babjeviella inositovora NRRL Y-12698, 1446 nucleotides. Its product is annotated as epsin. The transcript is spliced from 2 exons. Gene Ontology annotation, molecular function: clathrin binding; phospholipid binding. The coding region runs from base 1 to 1446 and encodes 481 amino acids. Gene Ontology annotation, cellular component: plasma membrane; endosome; clathrin vesicle coat. Gene Ontology annotation, biological process: actin filament organization; endocytosis. The record is from RefSeq and is a predicted model, not a curated record. NCBI's taxonomy places the organism in Eukaryota, Fungi, Ascomycota, Pichiomycetes, Serinales.
AUGUCCAAAUCCAUUGUGAGAACGAUCAAAAACGUAACCAACGGUUACUCCCUGGCGCAGGUAACGGUGAGAAAUGCCACCUCCAACGAGGCCAGUGGACCGACCCGCGGCGAGAUGUUCGACAUUGCCGACCUCACCUACAACAACGCGACAUUUUUGGAAACCAUGGACAUGUUAGACCGCCGGCUUAACGACAAGGGCAAAAACUGGCGCCAUAUUGCCAAGUCGCUCACGGUGGUGGAGUUUACGUUGUUGCACGGGUCAGAGAACGUGGUGUUGUGGUGCAAGGACAACCUUUACAUCAUCAAGACGUUGCGCGAGUUCACCUACAUUGAUGGUGAGGGCCGUGAUCAAGGUCAGUUGAUCCGCACCAAGGCGAAAGAGUUGACCAUCUUGUUGCGCGACGACGACCGUAUCCGUGCCGAGAGAGCUGCCGCCAGACAAGAAGGCAGAAACCGAAACGCCAAGCCGGAGCGCAGGGCGCAGGGCAGAGGCGAGGAAUACGACCUGGAUCUCCAGGCGGCGUUGGAAGCCAGCCGGAUGACCGCAGAUGAGGAAAAUCGCCGCAUGAACGACGAUGACGAGGAGGAGGCUGAGUUGAGACGUGCAAUCCAGUUGUCGCUCGAGGAAGAUGAGAUGAAGCGUCUCAAGGAGCAGCAGCAGUCAGCGAACCUAUUGGACUUGGAUAGCGAUGCGCAGCCGCUCUUCUUCCAGCAGCCGCAAUACGAUGCCUUUGGGAAUGUAAUCCAGUACGACGCUUUUGGGAAUCCCGUCCAGGCUGCCAUGCAAACUGCUUAUCAACAGCAGUUGUUGCAACAGCAGCAGCAGGAGGCCUAUCAGCAGCAGUUACAACAGCAGCAGGAGGCCUAUCAGCAGCAGUUGUUACAGCAGCAACAGGAAGCCUAUCAACAGCAAUUGCAACAGCAACAGCAGCAGCAGCAACAGCAGGCGUACCAACAAAUGCUUCAGCAGCAGCAGCUUCAGCAGCAGCAACAGUUCCAGAGACCAAUGCUGCCGGUAAAGACGGGAACCAACAACCCAUUUGCCUUUUCCUCAAACAACAACUCUCAAUCACAGUAUACGCAGCCAGAACAAGCCAAGCCUUUGGCACAGACCCUUACCGGAAACGCCAAGAUGAAUGCACAGUACUCGGAAUUGAACAACUUGUUGGCCCAGGGUACUGGUAUCGACACCUUCGGAAACACUGGUGAGACGCGACUCCCAGCGCAGCACACCAAAACUGGCACGUUUGUCAACAGUCACGGCACUGGCUACAGGCAGGAGGAAGCAUCGCAAAACCCGUUCUUCGGCACCCAGUAUACCGGAAUCUCGUCCACCAAGGUGGUGCCCGCCUACACUGGGUACGGCUUUGGAAACGACAGCUCCCAGAGGCAGGGGCAGCAGGGACAACAGGGGCAGCAGGGGGGCAGCUUGAUCGAUCUUUAG